AUGGCCAUUUUGGUGGAUGUGCUCCUUCUCUUGGCCUGCAUCUGGCACCUCUAUACCAGAGGUGAGGAUGCCCCGGUCUACGGAAAGCCCGUGGUGCCCGAAGGCCAGGACCCCAAGGACUUCGCCAUCCUCGAGCUGGAGGCCGCCUUCGAUGCCAAGAAUGCACCUCGCUAUGCGGGGGCCUUGGAACUGGCAUUGGAGGUGAACGUUGACUCUGGAAGGAUCCCGUGUGUCUACAGCUUGCAAAAGCAACUGGAGACCUUCAAGAUCCCCGUUGUCCAACGAGGUCCCAGUGUCAUCACGGCCCAGCUGUGCUUCAUUCUGGAUUACACCGGCAGCAUGAAGGAGCAGAUCAACCAGGCCGAGAAAAGCUGCAGAGGCAUUGUGGACGCCGUGAAGGCCAUGAAGUUCACUCACAUGCCCGAGGCAUCCGUGGACUUGGAAAUGGCAGCCGUCGGCUACAACGACUGGGAUGACAAGACAGCCAGCUUGAAGAGGCCUGUUGUCUUUGCCUAUGGCGGCAAAGAGAUCAUGAAGCGGCAUGAUCCCAACAUCAGCCUUGACGAGUUCAACUUGGGUGGCAAGUUCACCAAGGACACCGAUGACAUCAUGAAGUGGAUUAAGCAGCCACUUGGAAAUGGUGGCUCCGUCCCAGAGGAGCUUACAGGGGCCUUGAUUGCUGCCAGUCACCUGCCAUGGAGUGCCAAGGAGCGCUUGGCAGUGGUGAUCACUGAUGCCCCGUGCCACGGUAAGGCCUACAGCAACGAUAGCCACGACCCUUUCUGCGACAAGGACACGGGCCUGACAUGCACCGGAAAGCCCGAAGUACCCCUGCUGAAGCUGAAGGAACAGAACGUUCAGGUUGUCAUUCUGCACACGGGGAACGCCGGUGCAGUGAAGAUGUGUCAGAAGCUUCUGCAAACUUCGCCAACUCUGAUCUCUGAGAAGGUGUCACCUUCGCAAACUGCAGACCGCCUCGUGAACGCCAUCAACACCAAGCUUGAGCUGAGUCCCUUGAGCUACGUCCUAAAGCCUUUCACCGGGAGCAAGGGCUUGAGCGACUUGGCGGCGGGCCACGAUGUGGAGCUAAAGAUGGGGAGUGAGACCGCGAAGCAGCGAGUCGGAGCGGAUGGGCUGAUCUGGCUUGGAAAGCCCUCCGCCACGCCCUCGCUCACCGUCUCUCGCCCCGGUAGUGCAGCUUUGGACGAGUGGUGGGAAGCACAGACUGCGGAGCAGGAGCUGUCUCGCAGCUUUGAUGCGGAGCAGGUCUACAUGCUCAAGAUGCCUUGCAAGAAACGGGAGCAGGGCGACGAGGGGAACAUGGUCUGA
This is a messenger RNA of Symbiodinium necroappetens, 1329 nucleotides long. The record is from the annotation of a GenBank genome assembly. NCBI's taxonomy places the organism in Eukaryota, Dinophyceae, Suessiales, Symbiodiniaceae.